AUGGCGUCGUAUCAGAUAGCGAAUCUGUUGGAGAAGAUGACGUCCAACGAUAAGGACUUUCGCUUCAUGGCCACUAACGAUCUGAUGACGGAGCUACAGAAGGAUAGCAUCAAGCUGGAUGAUGAGUCGGAGAAGAAAGUCGUCCGAAUGGUGCUGCGCUUGCUGGAGGACAAGAACGGUGAAGUGCAGAAUCUUGCCGUCAAAUGUCUUGGCCCACUGGUAAACAAAGUAAAGGAAAAUCAGGUGGAAACGAUAGUGGAUCUGCUGUGCGCCAACAUGGUGUCCAACAAUGAACAGCUGCGCGAUAUUUCCAGCAUAGGGCUGAAGACGGUCAUAUCGGAGCUGCCCCAAUCGUCCAAUUCGCUCGUGCCCAACGUUUGCCAGCGUAUCACCGGCAAGCUAAGUGUGGCGAUCGAAAAGGAAGACGUGUCGGUGCAACUGGAAGCACUGGACAUACUGUCAGAUCUGUUGUCACGCUUUGGCGACCUGCUUGUACCGUUUCACGAACUCAUUCUAAAGGCAUUGGUACCGCAGCUCGGUUCGGCUCGGCAAGCCGUUCGCAAACGUACGAUAGUGGCCCUGUCGCACCUGUUAACCACCUGCAACAACAACGCAUACAACAAGGUGAUCGAACAUUUGCUCGAUGGUUUGGAGAAACCGCAAAAUCCGGGCACCAUCCGAACGUACAUUCAGUGUUUGGCGGCGAUUUGCCGGCAGGCCGGACAUCGGUUGUGCAACCACAUUGAACGCGUGAUGUUCCUGCUUAAUCAGUACAGCUUGCGGGAUGACGAUGAGUUACGCGAGUUCUGUCUACAGGCAUGUGAGGCAUUCGUGCAGCGUUGUCCGGAAGCCAUCAUACCACAUAUACCAACGAUUGUGGAUCUUUGCCUCAAGUACAUCACGUAUGAUCCAAACUACAAUUACGAGGCGGAUGAUGGUGACGGUGGUACUUCGAUGGAGAUGGAGGACGAUGAAGAAAUCGAUAGUGAAGAGUACAGCGAUGACGACGAUAUGAGCUGGAAGGUACGUCGUUCGGCUGCAAAGUGUUUGGAGUCGGUCAUCUCGACCAGACAUGAGCUGUUGGAAGAGUUCUACAAAACCCUUUCCCCGGCGCUUAUCGCACGCUUCAAAGAGCGCGAAGAAAACGUGAAGUCGGACAUAUUCCACGCGUAUAUUGCCCUGCUUAAAUCAACCCGACCAAUGGGUGAUGAUAUCGGUCACGAUCCCGAUUCGAUGGAGCAGAUCCCAGGCCCGAUCAGUAUGCUAACGGAUCAGGUCCCUACGAUAGUGAAAGCGGUACAACCGUUAAUGCGCGAAAAAUCGGUCAAAACUCGUCAGGAUUGUUUUCUUCUGUUGCGCGAACUGUUGAAUGCUUUGCCAGGGGCGCUUUCGAACCAUAUCGAUCAGCUAAUGAACGGCAUACAUUACUCGCUAAAUGACAAAAACUCGACUUCGAACAUGAAGAUUGAUGCGCUUGGUUUUGUGUAUUGCAUGCUGGUUGGACACAAUCCGCAGGUGUUUCACGCCCACAUACAACUACUUGUGCCACUUGUGGUAAAUGCAGUGUUCGAUCCGUUCUACAAAAUUGCUACCGAAGCAUUACUCGUACUGCAGCAGCUCGUAAAGGUUAUAAGACCGCUCGAUAUGCAGACAUCGUUCGAUUUCACGCCGUACGUUAGCCAGCUGUACACGAGCACACUACAGAAGCUCCGUUCGCCGGAGGUCGACCAGGAAGUGAAAGAGCGGGCUAUUGCUUGCAUGGGUCAGAUCAUUGCCAACAUGGGCGAUGUGCUGCAACCGGAGUUGGUCACCUGCUUGCCCCUUUUCAUGGAGCGUCUGCGGAAUGAAGUGACACGUCUGAGCUCGGUUAAAGCGCUCACCAUGAUUGCUGCUUCACCGUUGCGCGUGAACCUCAGCCCAAUCAUAGCGGAGGUGAUACCGGUACUGGGAUCGUUCCUGCGCAAAAACCAACGAGCGCUCAAACUCAAUUCUCUCACGCUGUUAGACACGUUGGUGACGCAUUACAGCCAAUUCCUGGAUCCAAUGUUGCUACGCAGUGCCGUGGCAGAGGUGCCACCAUUGCUGAGCGAAUCGGAUCUACACGUUGCGCAAUUAUCGCUCGUGUUGCUCACCUCCGUCGCCCGGCAGCAACCGGAGGCUCUAGUAGGUGUGCACGAGCAGAUUCUGCAGGAAGUAAUGACACUGGUACGAUCACCGCUGCUACAAGGAACCGCGUUGAACUGCACGCUGAAGCUGUUCCAGGCAUUGGUGCAAGCGCAGCUGCCGGGAUUGAGCUACCGUCAUCUGCUUGCGAUGCUGAUGAACCCAGUGUACAAUCAACAACAGCACGGAGGUAGUCCACUGCACAAGCAAGCUUACCAUUCGUUGGCAAAGUGCAUUGCCGCACUGACGCUGCAGGUUCCGAACGAGGCGUUAACAGUGGCAGGAGAGUUUUUGCGCGAGAUUCAAAACCGUCGCAACGAUUCGCAUCUCAUGUUCUACCUGCUAACCAUCGGAGAAAUUGGACGACAUUUUAAUUUGCACACCAUCGAUACGCUUGCACAGACGAUCUUGAACUGUUUCUCGGCCUCGUCCGAGGACGUAAAGGGUGCAGCGAGUCACGCGCUCGGUGCGAUCGCAGUCGGGAAUCUCAACCACUAUCUGCCCUUCAUACUGAACGAAAUCGAGGCACAACCGAAACGCCAAUACCUUCUGCUUCAUUCGCUGAAGGAAGUCAUUUCGUCGCUGUCAACCAGUAAGGCCGGUCUCGAGCAGCUAUUGCCGUCAGUUCCAUCGAUUUGGACGCAGCUGUUCAAGCACUGCGAAUGCUCGGAGGAAGGUUCAAGAAACGUGGUGGCCGAAUGCUUAGGAAAGCUCGUGCUGGUUAACCCGGAAGAGCUACUUCCACGACUACAGAUGGCACUGCGAAGUGAAAGCGCCCUCAUGCGCACCGCCGUUGUAUCCGCGAUAAAGUUCACCAUCUCGGACCAGCCGCAACCGAUAGAUCCACUGCUAAGGCAAUGUAUUGGUCAGUUUUUGUUUGCUCUGCAAGACCCAGAACCGUCGGUACGACGCGUAGCUCUGGUCGCAUUCAACUCGGCCGUUCACAAUAAGCCCAGUUUGGUGCGCGAUCUCCUACCCGAGCUGCUGCCCCAGCUGUACUCCGAGACGAAGGUGAAGAAGGAACUGAUCCGUGAGGUAGAAAUGGGCCCGUUCAAGCAUACCGUUGACGAUGGGCUAGACAUCCGGAAAGCGGCCUUUGAAUGUAUGUACACGCUGCUUGAGCAGGGGCUGGAUCGUGUGGACAUUAUGCAAUUCCUCGAGCACGUUCAAGCGGGUUUGCGCGAUCACUAUGAUAUUAAGAUGCUCACGUAUCUCAUGACUGCCCGGCUGGCCGCCCUCUGUCCGAAUGCUGUGCUUCAAAAACUUGAUCAAUUUGUAGAACCACUUAGAGCUACCUGUACGCUAAAAGUGAAGGCUAACUCGGUGAAGCAGGAGUACGAAAAGCAGGAUGAAUUGAAACGAUCUGCGUUACGCGCAGUUGCUGCUCUGCUACAAAUUCCCAAGGCUGAUAAAAAUAUAUACCUGGCGGAGUUUUUAAUUCUGAUCCGCAGCUCGUCCGAGCUACAGCCACUGCUGGAAUCGGUCCAAAAAGACUCGUCCGGACAGACUAACAACAAUAUCGAUGGUCGUGAUUCCUCGAUGGAUCAGAGCUAG
Messenger RNA from Anopheles marshallii, 3717 nucleotides. It is a transcript of the gene Cand1, whose product is annotated as cullin-associated NEDD8-dissociated protein 1. The transcript has 8 exons. Lineage: Eukaryota; Metazoa; Arthropoda; Insecta; Diptera; Culicidae. Gene Ontology annotation, cellular component: nucleus. The coding region runs from base 1 to 3717 and encodes 1238 amino acids. Gene Ontology annotation, biological process: SCF complex assembly; protein ubiquitination. The record is from RefSeq and is a predicted model, not a curated record.